Molecule: messenger RNA, 2646 nt
Organism: Ixodes scapularis (black-legged tick)
Lineage: Eukaryota; Metazoa; Arthropoda; Arachnida; Ixodida; Ixodidae
Product: protein NLRC3
Exons: 2
Coding region: 347-2449 (700 amino acids)
Source: RefSeq, a predicted model, not a curated record
CUAUCCUUUUUGUAAUUUUGGUUCUUGCUUUUGUUGCGUACAUAUGCGAGUUGUAGCUCGCCACGAACAUCGUUCGUGGCGAGCUACUUUCACAUUCCGCGAUUUGUUUGUCCCAAUUACCUACACUGGUUAUGGUGUUUAUAUCAACUAGGUGACGCUAGCCACCGCCUAACUACCUUUAAAAAUUGCCUUUACAAUUUGCACACUGCACGAAGACAUCCAUCCGCUUAGAAAGCCCAAUGUCCGCGUUCAUCGAAAAUCGAAAUGAAAAUGUGCUAUGAAAAUCUGUUGCUUCUGGCGUUUCUAGCCCCGAGAUCGGACGAUCUGAUAUAAACGGUGCACCAUCAUGGCUGCCGGCAUGGAGGACGUUGCCAGGAUCGAAGUCUUGGUGGACAACUUCCCAGACAACGACCCCCGCAAGGUGGAAGCUUCUGUUGCAAGGCUCGCGGGAAAGCUCGGACGAGCGGGCCUCAAUGUGACGAGGCUGCGCGCCGAACAGCUGAGCGUGCCUUUGGCCCUCACGGCCUGCAACGCGGUACUCGAGUCCGUGGCACUGGAACUUAACGAGUAUGAACCGGGAAGGUUUGCGCUGGUGGCCCGAAACCCACAAUCCCUAGAACCCCCCUACGAGGAGUUGGUGACGGAAGACGACGGGUCGGCGGCGGACGACGACGCGCUGGACGGAGCCCUGCUGGCGUCAUGGCUUCUGCGAAUUCGCGGCUGCAUCGUCGUCCUUGAACUCGGCGUGGAAAACAUAGAGGGGCCUCUGCCUUCUGUCCUUCAAACCGUGGUUGGUGAAUGCAGCUCGCUGAAGAGCGUUUCCUUGAAGGGGUGGGAUCUCACUGAAGACGCGGCGGGCGAGUUCACGCGUGGACUGACCUGCUUGUCCAAUGUGGAGAAGCUUGUGGUGUCCAUGUGCAGGGUUGGCGAAGUUGCGGUCGGAAAUCUGGCGAGGAUGUUGGAGGAAAGCAGCUCAUGCGUGAAGAGCGUGCAGAUGGCCCAUGGGAGUUACAGUGCGGCAGGAUUUGCGUCGACGAUAGGCGCACUGUCGCGCUGCCGGAACGUCACUUCACUGGUCUUCCACAACUGGUCCGUCAACCUCGACUCGGCGAAGCUCCUGGCUGAGUUCUUGAGGCACACCGCGGGUCUUCGGGAGCUUGAGAUGCCCUACAGCAAGGACGAAGCGUGCGAGGAAAUCAUCUUCGACGCAAUGCGAAGCAAUGUCUCCGUUCAAAAGCUCGUAACGGCCGACAUCUACAGUGGGAGUAGGCGGCUGGCAUACCACGUCGCGGACGUGCUCAAGGCCAACUGCGUGCUCGAGGUACUCAGCGUAACGUCGAGUGGCAUCGACUGCUUGGGCGCAUCAGCGAUUGCGGACGCACUGAGGGUCAACGGCACCCUUAGGGAAUUGGAGAUACACGGCCACGGCAUCAGAAGCAGGGGAGCUCUCGCAAUUGCAGAUGCGUUGCGAACAAACAAGACGCUCCGGAAGCUGACCUUGGAAUGUGGCAGGGUGAGCUGCAUGGUGGUGAAGGUAUUUGCGCUCGUGCUCAAGCGGAACACCAGUCUCGUCACGGUUCGUCUCCCCGAUGUCGGCACGAACGGGUGGGAGGAAGGCAACUUGCGGGCGGUUCUAGCGUCGGGCAACGUCUGCGGCAAAUUGAGCGUCGCGUGGAAUGACGUGGGCCUCGCGCAGCUCGCCGUGGACAUCGAAAGCAAAUUCACGAAGGAAUGGUACAUCAAUUUCGACACCAACGUCGGAGUAAAGCGGCUAGGCGACGUCUUUGACGCGGUGCAGCGUAGCGAGCACGUGACGCAUCUCUACAUAGAGAAUGCGGGAGACCUACCGAAGUCGAGCAUCGCUAACCUCGCCCUGGCGCUGAUUCAUUCGAAAAGCUUGAAAACUCUGGAGCUCCGUUCGGAGUACCAAUACGACCUGGCUCAUGUGGUGCCACUGAUCAACGCACUGAAGUUGAACGAGAGCCUCACACGGGUGGACUUCGGAGACUUUGACGUGGCAUACUACGGUAGAGAAGCAGAGCAUCUUGCGGAAGCAUUGAGGGUAAACCGGACACUACACUGGCUUCUGUUUACGACCGGUGCGUUGAGCGACAAGGAACUGGAGGUCGUUGCCGAAGGGAUGUCGACAAACGACAUACUCAUAGAAUUGACGCUCGGGGACAACAUGUCGAGGAGCAAGGGGCUGUUCAACAUCAGAGACCGUCUCAGAAGGAACCGGAUGACGCUGAACAGGGCGGUUGAAUUCGUGCUCGGAACCGGCGUCGACGCGGAAGAGUCAAAAGAGGCGUUCAAGAAACUCUACCGAAAGGACUCGCUCGUAGAAGCAACGAAGACGGUGGCGCAUCUCACGGACGCGGAAGCGAGAGAAAGGAUAGGGGACGCCGCGGCAUCCCUUCUGCGAGAGAUUACGGCAGCGAGAGCGGUCUGAACGUGCGCGGUGCAAUUUCUGCUAACUUAAGCGGUUCUUUUAUCAAUAUUGACUCGUGAAAGAUGCUGUGUGGUGUGCUUGCCUCAAGUUUGAGACCGUGUUUAAUGGUUGACCAUGCAAGAGGUCUCGCCCGCUGGCUCAAGGAGAGUGCAGCGUGUAAUAUUUGGAUUAGUUUUAAGAAAAAGUUCAGUUGUUGG